Molecule: messenger RNA, 690 nt
Organism: Hyaloperonospora brassicae
Lineage: Eukaryota; Oomycota; Peronosporomycetes; Peronosporales; Peronosporaceae
Source: the annotation of a GenBank genome assembly
AUGGACUGGGUGGCUGUGGAUCGAAGCAUGCUCGCCAGGCUGCUGUACCCGAACCCGGUGUGUCUACUCUCCGUACGUAGCAGUGAUGGCAGCGGGCGCAAUGUCAUGACCAUCACGUGGAUCACGGCCAUCAACAACCGAGGCGGGUUCAUUGGUUCGGUCCAUGCUGCACGUCAUUCAGUCCAAUUCGUGAACCACGCGGGUGCGAUCUUCGUGCUGAACGUUCCAGUUCGAGGCAUGGAGGACCUGGUCUUGGCGGUCGGAAGCUGCUCGGGCGCUGAUACAGACAAGUUUGAGGAGUUUGGCAUUGCCGUCUGUGCACCUGGUGGUGCAGAGCUUACAGAAGGCGUAAGCGAAGACAUCGUCAAGACGAAGAAGCCGAAACUGUCCAAGAAAGAGCUAGCAGAGCAAGAGAUCAGUCGUGCUGUUCACCAAGGUAUUGCACUUCGCGACUGUGUAGCGCACUUGCUUUGUCGCGUGGAAUCUGUGACGGAAGAUGACGGGCAUCUGCUGCUUCGGUGUGUGCAACUCUCGGGGUGGACUCGACGAGCGUACUGGGAUGGACGGAACUUUAUCCCGCAAGCGAGUGCCGACGUGGAGCCAUACUUGACGUUUCUCGGCAGCAAAACUUUCGGCUAUGUACUGCCUGUAAACUCCUCGCCGUCACGAGCAGCAUCGACAGGCGAAUGA